Molecule: messenger RNA, 1248 nt
Organism: Strongyloides ratti
Lineage: Eukaryota; Metazoa; Nematoda; Chromadorea; Rhabditida; Strongyloididae
Exons: 5
Coding region: 1-1248 (415 amino acids)
Source: RefSeq, a predicted model, not a curated record
AUGGAAGAUAGUUUAUCUAAUGAUCUUUCUUCAAACACUUCUGAAGCAAAAAUUUAUUUUCGGGAUUUAAAUAAUUUAUACAAUAAGAAUUCAAUAAAAUUAGGUAUUAUGGAAAAUUCAUGUUUUAAUGAUGAUAAACUAUGUGGAAUUAUACAAAAGAAAGAUUUAGUUAAAAAUAUUGAUGAAAUAAAUUGUCAAGAAAAAUUUCAAAUAGUAAAACCACAAACAACAUGUGUUGGUUGUGAAAAACAUGCUGAAUUACUUUGUUGGUCAUGCCAAUAUAAUUCAUAUGAGCCAUGUAUUAAUUUUUAUAAUAAAACAUCUAAAGAUAAUGAAAAUUUACAGGACGAAGUUUCAAAAAAAAUAAAAAAAAUAAUGGAAAUUGGUGCGAAAACUUCAUUAACAGAAAUGAAUAUAACAGAAUUAGAAAAAAAAAUAAAAGAAAAAAAAUGUUCCGUAUAUUUAUUAGGAAAAAGAAAAAAGCAAUUAGAAUAUUCAGUUGAAAGCAAAAUAAGAAAAGUUACAAAACAUGAAAAACAAUAUAAUAAUUCUUCUAAAAAUAUUUGUCGAAGAAAAUGUGAACGUAUAAUAUGUUUAUUAAGCAAUAUUAUUCCUAUUACAAAAAUUCAAAGGUACAUAGAAUCUCCAGUAAAAAGUGACUCUGUAGUCAAAAUGAUAAAAGAAGCUGCAAAUGAUGUCAUACCACUAGAUUAUAGAGCUCUUUUAAAUAACAGUGAAAAAAUUGCUUAUGACAUUUACCAAGUUUGUGGAUGUGAAAUACCUGAAUUAGAUAAGUAUAAAAAUUUAAAACAACAAAUAAAUAAUGGAAUAUAUUCAAUGAAUAUUGAGUAUAAAAAGCAACUUGCUGCAUUAAAUUUCCUUGUUUUAAUAACAGAAACAUUGGUUCCACUACUCAAUGUUAUUUUACCAUUUCAAUUUACUCUUAAAACUAUAGUAGAUUGUGACUCCUGGGACACUGACAAUUUUGAAGGAACAUGGAUAAAGUUAAAUUUUGUCAUAACACUAAUUUGCUUACAAGCUUCAAUGCCACCAGAAAAGAUACAUUUCCUUAAACCAAUGAAAAACCUUGUUGAAUUAAAAGUAUACUGUAAUGAUUGUAUCAAAAGUGGUAAUUUGGUACUAUAUCCACGGGCAUUUAGUGGUAAAUUAAAAGAAAAAUACUGUGAGUUAUUUGCUGAAAAUAAAAAAUAUACAGAAGAGUUUGCUGACGAUUGGGAUCUUAUAUAA